Maniola jurtina (meadow brown) is the source of this 905-nucleotide messenger RNA. Its product is annotated as putative peptidyl-prolyl cis-trans isomerase dodo. Gene Ontology annotation, molecular function: protein binding; peptidyl-prolyl cis-trans isomerase activity. The transcript has 3 exons. Gene Ontology annotation, cellular component: cytosol; nucleus. The record is from RefSeq and is a predicted model, not a curated record. Bases 172 to 675 code for a protein of 167 amino acids. NCBI's taxonomy places the organism in Eukaryota, Metazoa, Arthropoda, Insecta, Lepidoptera, Nymphalidae.
UUAUGGUGAGUUUAUAGUCUGUGUAAAUCACAUCACGGCUGUAAAAUCGUUUAAAAUUAAUUUUAAAACUAAAAGUGUCCAAAAGAAUCACUUCAAGAAGAGCUAGUUAGAUUUAGACGAUUAUUUAAACUCCAUCGUUUUCUUGUUUUGCUUUGCGAGGCUUUUGAAACAAUGGCAUCGAGUCACAAAGAAACUCUUCCAGAAGGAUGGGAAGCACGCGAAAGCAGAAGUACUGGUAUGAUAUACUAUUUGAAUAAACAUACGAAGAAAUCCCAGUGGGAUAAGCCCGAUGAGCCAGCUCCAUUGGUAGAUGCGGAAGAUGAUGACGACGGAACUCCCAGUCAAGUGCAGUGUAGCCACCUGCUUGUCAAGCACGCUGGAAGCCGCCGACCCUCCUCUUGGCGGGAAGAUCAUAUCACUAGGACCAAGGAAGAGGCUUUGGAAAUUGUCAAAGAAUAUCGCCAAAAAAUCAUAAACAAAGAGGCUACAUUUGAAGAGUUGGCUCGUGCGUAUUCUGAUUGUUCAUCGGCCAAGCGUGAUGGAGACUUGGGACGUUUCAAGAAGGGCCAAAUGCAGAAGCCAUUUGAGUUGGUGGCUUUUUCACUACAAGUCGGACAACUUAGCGGACCGGUAGAUACUGACUCAGGUGUUCACAUCAUUCUUAGAACUGCUUAAUUUGGUAACUUUUUGAUUAUUCUGCCAUUUUUACAUUCAGCUUUUAGUUUGUAGUUAAGUUGAUUGUAUUGUAAAAUUGAGUUGGUUAUACUGUAAUUAUGUGGUAGGUAAUGAAAUGAAAUUUGUUUAUUUGCUUAAUAUGGGUGGCUUACAAAAGUCUAAAUAGUCCCUGCAUAUUUACUGAAACUUCAGCAUGCAAAUAUUAAUAAUACUCUACAGGUAAUUUGUAC